AUUUAAAAAUAUUUUGUAAAAGCCCUCUAAUAAAUCCACUUUGUCACCUUUGAAACGUUUUAGGAUUUUAUGACAUGACUGAUCCAUUACCUAUAAAAUUUCAGGAGCAUCUCCAAUUGCAAAACAUUGGAAUAGCUCCUACGAAUAUCGGAUUUACUACUGUAACGUUAGAGAGUGAUAAAUAUAUUUGUGUAAGAGAAAAGCUUGAUGAAAAGGUUCAAGUUGUUAUAAUUGAUAUGGCUAACCCAAAUAAUCCUAUAAGGAGAUUUAUAUCAGGGGACUCUACAAUUAUGAAUCCGAAUAGUAAAGUUCUAGCUUUGAAGGCUAAUAAGACUCUUCAAAUAUUCAAUAUUGAAAUGAAAUCUAAAAUGAAAUCAUAUGCAAUGGCAGAAGAUGUUGUGUUUUGGAAAUGGAUAUCAGUAAAUACUAUUGGCCUUGUAACUGAAACUGCUGUUUAUCACUGGUCAAUGGAAGGAGAGACAAAUCCUAUAAAAAUGUUUGAUCGUAAUAAAGAUAUGGAUUGCCAAAUUAUCAAUUAUAGAGCUGAUGCCAAACUUCAAUGGCUCUUACUUAUAGGAAUAUCUGCUCAAAAUAAUAGAGUGACAGGUAUGAUGCAACUUUAUUCAAUUGAGCAAAAAAGAUCUCAAAAGAUAGAGGGCCAUGCAGCUGCAUUUGCAACUUUUAGAUAUGAUGAGAAUAAUCCUGAGCCAUCUAAUCUAUUCACUUUUGCAGUUAGGAAUGGAGUGACUGGCAAACUUCAUAUCAUUGAGCUAGGAUCACCACCAACUGGCAAUGAACCAUAUCCAAAGAAAAAUGUGGAGGUAUUUUUUCCCCCAGAAGCUCAAAAUGAUUUUCCAGUAGCUAUGCAGGUAAGCAAUAAAUAUGGGAUUAUAUACUUAAUUACAAAAUAUGGCUAUAUUCAUAUAUAUGAUAUUGAUACUGCAGCCUGCAUAUACAUGAACAGGAUAAGUAGUGAAACUAUAUUUGUAACAGCAUUAUAUGAACCAUCAGAUGGAAUUAUGGGCAUUAAUAGAAAGGGUCAGGUUUUAUCAGUUAGUAUAGAUGAAGAAACAAUUAUCCCCUACAUUAUAAAGGUGUUAAAAAAUUAUGAUUUAGCUUUUAAAUUAGCUAAAAGAAACAACUUACCUGGGGCAGAUGAUAUAUUUGUUCAAAAAUUUGAGGAUGCUUUCAAACAAGGCAAUUACACUGAGUCUGCUAUUAUUUCAGCUAGUGCACCUAGAGGGAUCUUGAGGACACCACAAACUAUUCAAAGAUUUCAACAACUUCCUACCCAACCUAACCAAACUGCCCCAUUGUUGGUGUAUUUUGGGACCCUGCUUGAUAAAUUUAAGCUAAAUAAAUUUGAAUCUAUGGAGCUAUGCAGACCUGUACUUCAGCAGGGCAGAAAACAAUUAGUUGAAAAAUGGAUAAAAGAAGACAAAUUGGAAUGCAGUGAAGAAUUAGGGGAUUUUGUUAAAACCUAUGAUCCAACUCUUGCAUUAUCUAUAUAUCUAAGAGCAAAUGUACCAGCUAAAGUUAUAUUAUGUUUUGUUGAAGCUGGAGAGUUUCAAAAAAUUAUAUUAUACAGUCAAAAAGUCAAUUACACUCCAGAUUACAUAUCAAUACUUAGAAAUAUUGUCAAAAAUAAUCCUGACCAGGCUUUACAAUUUUCUCAAAUGUUGAUUAAAGAUGAUAAAAAUUUAUUGGCAGAUAUUAAUCAGAUAGUUGAUGUUUUUAUGGAACAAAAUAUGAUUCAACAAUGCACAGCUUUCUUAUUGGAUGCUUUAAAAGGUGACAAACCAGAAGAAGCACAUUUGCAAACCAGGCUCCUAGAAAUGAAUCUCUUAUCAGCACCGCAAGUGGCGGAUGCUAUAUUGGGUAAUCAAAUGUUCACUCACUAUGAUAGAGCUCACAUAGCGCAACUCUGCGAGAAGGCCGGAUUGCUCCAAAGAGCCCUAGAGCAUUACACUGAUUUAUACGAUAUAAAACGAGCCGUUGUUCACACUCAUUUAUUGAAUCCAGACUGGUUAGUUAAUUACUUUGGUUCCCUAUCGGUGGAAGAUUCAUUGGAUUGUUUAAAAGCUAUGCUUGCAGCCAAUAUUCGACAAAAUUUGCAAAUAUGUGUUCAAAUAGCUACAAAAUAUCAUGAACAACUAACCACUACUGCCUUGAUUGAUUUAUUUGAAUCCUUUAAAAGUUACGAAGGCCUUUUUUACUUUCUUGGAUCAAUUGUUAAUUUAAGUCAAGACCCCGAAGUUCACUUCAAAUAUAUACAAUCGGCCUGUAAAACUGGGCAGAUCAAAGAGGUCGAAAGAAUAUGUAGAGAGAGCAAUUGUUACGACCCAGACAGGGUCAAAAAUUUUCUCAAAGAGGCUAAGCUUACUGAUCAACUACCUCUUAUUAUUGUUUGUGAUCGAUUCGAUUUUGUUCAUGAUUUGGUUUUGUAUUUGUACAGAAAUAAUUUGCAAAAAUACAUCGAAAUUUACGUUCAAAAGGUUAACCCUUCAAGGCUACCCGUCGUUGUCGGAGGUUUACUAGAUGUUGAUUGUUCUGAAGAUAUAAUAAAAAAUUUAAUCAUGGUUGUUAGAGGUCAAUUUUCAACUGACGAGUUAGUGGAAGAAGUAGAAAAACGCAAUAGAUUAAAAUUACUACUACCAUGGCUCGAGACUAGGGUUCACGAUGGCGUAAACGAAUCUGCUACACACAACGCCCUUGCUAAGAUAUAUAUAGAUAGUAACAAUAACCCCGAAAGAUUUUUAAAGGAAAAUCAAUUUUAUGAUAGCAAAGUUGUGGGUAAAUAUUGCGAAAAGCGGGAUCCACAUUUAGCUUGCAUAGCUUACGAAAGAGGCCAUUGCGAUCUUGAAUUGAUUCAGGUGUGCAACGAAAAUUCAUUAUUUAAAAGUGAAUCGAGGUACCUAGUCCAAAGAAAAGAUCCGGGAUUAUGGACCUCAGUUUUGAACGAGAACAACGUUUACAGAAGGCAACUUAUAGAUCAAGUGGUCCAAACUGCUUUAUCUGAGACCCAGGAUCCUGAAGAUAUAUCCGUUACAGUUAAAGCGUUUAUGUCCGCCGACUUACCGAAUGAGUUGAUUGAAUUACUCGAAAAGAUUGUGUUGGAUAGUUCAGUUUUCAGUUCACACAGAAAUUUGCAAAAUUUGUUGAUUCUCACUGCCAUAAAGGCUGAUACGCCUCGUGUUAUGGAUUAUAUAAAUAGGUUGGACAAUUACGACGCUCCUGAUAUAGCCAAUAUAGCCGUCAAUAAUCACCUCUACGAAGAAGCCUUUGCUAUUUAUAAAAAAUUUGACGUUAACACUGCUGCCAUACAAGUUCUGAUUGAUAACUUACACAAUCUUGAUCGAGCCUACGAAUUUGCCGAAAGAUGCAAUGAACCUGCUGUUUGGAGUCUGUUGGCGAAGUCUUACAUUCAAAAUAAUAUGGUCAAAGAAGCAGUAGACUCCUACAUUAAAGCCGAAGACCCAUCGAAUUAUCUAGAGGUUGUCGAUAUCGCAUCUAAAAAUGAAAAAUGGGAGGAUAUUGUACGCUAUUUGCAAAUGGCAAGGAAAAAAUCACGAGAAAGUUUUAUCGAAACGGAAUUAGUAUACGCCUACGCCAAAACAAAUCGUUUGACUGAUAUGGAGGAAUUUAUAUCUGGGCCAAAUCAUGCCCAAAUUCAACAGAUUGGAGAUCGAUGUUUCCAGAACAAAAUGUACGAAGCAUCAAAACUUUUAUUCAAUAAUGUAUCGAAUUUUGCGAAAUUAGCUAUUACUUUGGUUCAUCUGGGCGAAUAUCAAGGGGCAGUCGAUAGUGCCAGAAAAGCUACAAGCACUAAAACAUGGAAAGAAGUGUGCUUUGCAUGUGUAGAUAAUAAAGAAUUUAGAUUAGCUCAAGUUUGUGGUAUGCACAUUGUUGUUCAUGCCGACGAGCUAGAAGACCUAAUUAAUUAUUAUCAAGAUAAGGGUUAUUUUGAAGAACUUAUACAAUUGCUGGAAGCUGCAUUAGGGUUAGAAAGGGCUCAUAUGGGUAUGUUUACUGAAUUAGCCAUUUUGUACUCAAAGUAUAAACCGAAAAAGAUGAGAGAGUUUUUAGAAUUAUUUUGGUCGCGUGUCAAUAUUCCCAAAGUUUUAAGAGCGGCAGAUCGCGCUCACUUAUGGGCAGAAUUGGUGUUUUUAUAUGAUAAAUACGAGGAAUAUGACAAUGCUGUGACUACCAUGAUCGCUCACCCUACUGAUGCAUGGAGAGAAAAUCAUUUUAAAGAUAUUAUUCCGAAAGUUGCCAACAUUGAAUUGUAUUACCAAGCACUCCAAUUCUACCUGGAUUACAAACCAAUGCUAAUUAACGAUCUACUAACUGUUCUUUCACCAAGACUCGAUCACACGCGGUUCGUUAAUAUGUUUAUCAAGAGUAAGCACAUCGCACUAGUUAAACCCUACCUGAGAUCUGUACAAAACUUAAACAAUAAAGCCAUCAAUGAGGCCCUUAACAAUUUGCUUAUUGAAGAGGAAGAUUACAAUGGACUAAAAGCGUCCAUCGAGACUCAUCAAAAUUUUGACAAUAUAGCCCUCGCCCAAGCUCUCGAAAGACACGAACUUGUUGAAUUUCGAAGAAUUGCCGCCUACCUCUUCAAAGGCAAUAAUAGAUGGAAACAAUCGGUUGAGUUGUGUAAAAAGGAUAAGUUAUACAAGGAUGCCAUGGAAUAUGCUGCUGAGUCUCGAGACAGAGAUAUUGCGGAAGAAUUAUUAGAAUGGUUUUUGAAUGAAAAACGUUUUGAAUGCUUUUCAGCGUCUCUUUACCAUUGUUACGAUCUGUUGAGACCCGAUGUUAUAUUGGAAUUAGCUUGGAGACAUAACAUUAUGGAUUUUGCUAUGCCAUACAUGAUUCAAAUUUUACGGGAAUGCACUAUAAAGAUUGACAAAUUGCAAGAAUCCGAGGAAACCCGUAAAGAUAUGAAAGCUGAAAAUAUUGUAUUAGAACAACCUAGAUUAAUGUUAACUGCAGGUCCAAUCGUACCACCCAUAUACAACUCGGUUACACAAUUUAAUCAGGGCGCACCACCUUAUGUAAAUCAACCGACUCCAUUUUCAUAUGGAAUUCCUCAUAAUUAAUAUACUUUUAUUUUUUUAUGUAUCCCCUUUUCAUAAUCUUUUAAAAACAUAUUUUUAUAUUUAUUCAUAUUUUUUAUCACUUUUUUGAUAAUACUAAUAUUACUUAAUAUAUUUUUUUAAAAUUAUUUGUUAUGAAUGUUGUAAGAUGUAAUUUUAAAAUUUUUACAGAUAAUUCUUUUUGUGAUACCAUUGGGUUAUGAAAACAAUAUAAUUUUCGAU
This is a messenger RNA of Gordionus sp. m RMFG-2023, 5321 nucleotides long. Its product is annotated as clathrin heavy chain 1-like. Gene Ontology annotation, biological process: receptor-mediated endocytosis; intracellular protein transport. NCBI's taxonomy places the organism in Eukaryota, Metazoa, Nematomorpha, Gordioida, Chordodea, Parachordodidae. Gene Ontology annotation, cellular component: cell cortex; clathrin coat of trans-Golgi network vesicle; clathrin complex. The coding region runs from base 75 to 5102 and encodes 1675 amino acids. The transcript has 33 exons. Gene Ontology annotation, molecular function: clathrin light chain binding; structural molecule activity. The record is from RefSeq and is a predicted model, not a curated record.